GGGAGCAGUGUCGUGCGCGCGCGCGUCCCGGCACCAUGCUAACGUUCGCAUUAGUCUUAUUGGCUAGUGUUGUGAUCGAAGCUCGACCGUUCAAUAUUACCGACCUGAUCAUACCUCAAGUUGUACCACCAGGUCAGGAUGAAGUCGAAAUAGAGUGCAGAUACGACGCCAACUUCACCCUCUUAAGCUGGUUUAAAGGACCCAUCGAAUUCUUCCGAUACAAACCAGGUUCCACCCCAAGUACAAGGUCGUUCCCUAUUCUUGGAGUUGGUAAAAUAGAGCUAGUGGAAUGUGGACCAACGGCUUGUAAACUGAAACUUGGAGCGCUAACUGAAGAAGCUACCGGUCUGUACAGGUGUGAUAUUGAAAGAGAUGUGCCCGAGUAUAAAUUCGAGUCGCGAACAUCAUAUAUGGAAGUGCAUGGACAUAAACAUAGACAGCCGAUAAUAGAAGGAUUAAAUGAAGAAUUUGGCGAAGACGAUGAGAUGCAGGCAUACUGCCGCGGCGCUCCUGAUUCUGAAAUUCGCUGGUACGUAAAUGGACAUGAAGAUGAAACUAUGAGAGGAUCAACAGCGUUUAAAAGGAAAAGUUCCCGAUUAAUCUUCCCAGGCAUACCACCAACUGUAACGCUCCAAUGUGCAGAAUACAGAUAUGGAAAGUUAAAUGGUUCCAAACAACAGAAAGCUAAAUGGAAAGAAAUGCGGAAUGAGGACAAACCCGAAGAACAAAGGGAUACCGGCAACUCGGGUGCAACAUUGUAUUUGAGUGUUAUUUGCAUAUUAUAUACAAUGCUCCUCAAAUUAUUCUAGUUGUGAUUAGUUAUAAAUUUUCAAGAAACGUGUAACCAAAGUUGUGUUCCUUUACAUUUUCAAGUUGUUGUAUGAUAGCGUUUAAAUCGAGAUGUGAAUAAUU
This is a messenger RNA of Zerene cesonia (dogface butterfly), 912 nucleotides long. RefSeq lists its product as uncharacterized. The transcript has a single exon. The record is from RefSeq and is a predicted model, not a curated record. Lineage: Eukaryota; Metazoa; Arthropoda; Insecta; Lepidoptera; Pieridae. Bases 36 to 809 code for a protein of 257 amino acids.